UCCGCGACGGGCCGCCGCCACCGCAACAUGGCGCGCGUGAUCGCGCUGCUCGUCCUGUGCUCGUGCGCAAGCGCCGAGAUCCUCACCCCCCCGUACGUGAAUCUCGCGCUCGGAAAGAAGAUUACUGCGACGGCGACAUGCGGCGAUGAGGGCCCCGAGCUCUACUGCAAACUGGUCGGCGCCAACGCCGAUCACAACGAACGUGUCAUACAGGGACAGGUUUGCGACUUCUGCGAUGCCAACGACGAGAACAAGAAGCACCCGCCGGAGUACGCCGUGGACGGCAUGGAGACCUGGUGGCAGAGCCCGCCGCUCUCGCGAGGCAUGAAGUACAAUGAGAUCAACCUCACCAUCGACCUUGGACAGGAGUUCCACGUGGCGUACGUGUUCCUCAAGAUGGGCAACUCCCCCCGCCCGGGACUGUGGGCCCUGGAGAAGUCCACGGACUACGGGAAGACCUUCAAGCCCUGGCAAUACUUCUCAGAGUCGCCUCAGGACUGUGAAAGAUACUUCGGUAAGGAAAGUCUGCAGCCCAUCACAAGAGAUGACUCAGUUAUCUGCAGCACAGAAUACUCCCAGAUCGUGCCUUUGGAAGGCGGAGAGAUCCCGAUCUCCCUGCUGAACUACCGUCCAUCAGCGAAUAAGUACUUCAGCUCCCUGGUGCUCCAGGAGUGGACACGAGCGACGAACGUGAGGCUACGUCUGCUGCGGACUAAGAACUUACUGGCGCAUCUCAUGUCUGUCGCGCGCCAGGACCCAACAGUUACCAGACGGUACUUCUACAGUAUAAAGGACAUCAGCAUUGGCGGACGGUGCAUGUGCAAUGGCCACGCAGACAACUGUUUCCCAGCGGACCCGACGAGCGACACCAGCAUUCUGGUGUGCCGCUGUCAGCACAACACAUGUGGCGAUCAGUGUGCCAAGUGCUGCCCUGGCUUCGAGCAGAAAAAAUGGAGAAUUUCACAGUACUGGGACAGAUUCUCUUGUGAACCGUGCAACUGCCACAACCACACAACGGACUGCGAGUACGACCCUGAGGUGGACGAGAAGCAUCUCUCGCUGGACAUCCAGGGCCGCUACGAGGGCGGCGGCGUCUGCAGAAACUGCCAACACAACACCGAGGGCAUCAACUGCAACAAGUGCCGGGCGACCUUCUACAGGCCGCGCGGCAAGCGCUGGGACGAGCUGGAUGUGUGUCAACCGUGCGACUGCGACCUGCACUACUCGACGGGCAACUGCGAGGAGGAGACGGGCCGCUGCGAGUGCCGCAAGGAGUUUAACCCGCCCUACUGCGACUCGUGCGCGUACGGCUACUUCGACUAUCCGGACUGCAAGCCGUGUACGUGCAACCUGAACGGCACCGAGGGACAGCACUGCACGCCCGUGGGAGGCCUGUGCCCUUGCAAAUACAACUAUGCUGGCAACUCUUGUGAAAUUUGUGCCGAUGGAUAUUACUCAUCUGAGUGUAAAAACUGCGAAUGCAAUCCAGUGGGCUCUGUGUCACAAGUGUGCGACAAGGAGUCCGGCAACUGUACGUGCAAGAGCAAGUACGCGGGCCGCACCUGCAACCAGUGCGAGCCCGGCUACUACGAGUAUCCUUCCUGCAACCACUGCAACUGUGACGUCAGCGGUACGCAAGCGAGCAUUUGUGAUGACAUCACCGGCCAGUGCAUUUGCAAGUUGGGCUUCGGCGGAGCGCGGUGCGACCAAUGUAUCUCUGGGUACUACAUGGAGGUGCGAGGGCGCGAGCGGACGUGCGUGCCGUGCAACUGCUCGUCCACCGGCUCCACGUCCACCAGCUGCUCGGCCGACGGCAAGUGCAACUGCCUGGCCAACUUCGGCGGCCGCCAGUGCGCGCAGUGCUCGCCUGGCUACUACAAGUACCCGGACUGUCUGCCGUGUAACUGUGACCCGUCUGGAUCCAUCGGGUCAACGUGCGACGACAACGGCAAAUGCCACUGCAAGUCCAACUUUGACAACGAGAAGUGCGACCGCUGCAAGGAGCAAUUCUACAACUACCCCGCGUGCGAAGAGUGUAACUGCGAUCCUAAAGGAGUUGUGGCUUCCUUCGCUGGCUGCGGCUCAGUGCCGGCCGGCGAGCUUUGCCAGUGCAAGGAGCGCGUGCAAGGCCGCAUCUGCAACGACUGCAAGCCUCUCUUCUGGAACCUGCAGGAAUACAACCCCGUCGGCUGCGAAGGUCAGUGCUCCUCAACCUUUUGCUGGGUCACACUGUUAACACGAGGCUAGAUGACAACAUUUAUAUUAUUUUGUGAUAAUUAGAAAAUAUUAUUUUUGUAUUUUUUAUUUCCUUUCAUAAUCAAAUAAAAACAGUGCUACAUGCGUCUCGUUAGCUAUGUGUUAGCAGUGUGACUUCUGUUGUAUGCUUGUAUGUACUUGUUUGUUUAUUGUUUGACAAGUAGUUUCAAGACCUAGAAAUCGUUGCCGAUAUUUCACACGGCUCUUUUAUAAAAAUAAUGGCGGCUCAUACAAUUUUAUACUAAGGUUGUUACAGCAUUAUUAUUAUUACCUUUAUCAUGGACUAAUAUUUAUUAUUUUACCUUACAUGCUGCACUGGAUUGAAAGAAAAACUCAUAACAAACAAAGUUUGGUUCGACUCACUGGUUAGGUUUUUGUGGUGAAAUGUUCACUUCAAGAUAUUCAAUUGGGUUAGACUCUUAUUAACAGUUAGGCUUUCUUAAUCUAGGAGAGUAAGUAUGGAAUUAAUUACAGAAUAA
Ostrinia furnacalis (Asian corn borer) is the source of this 2735-nucleotide messenger RNA. RefSeq names its product laminin subunit alpha-like. The coding region runs from base 28 to 2247 and encodes 739 amino acids. The record is from RefSeq and is a predicted model, not a curated record. The transcript is spliced from 14 exons. Gene Ontology annotation, biological process: tissue development; animal organ morphogenesis. NCBI's taxonomy places the organism in Eukaryota, Metazoa, Arthropoda, Insecta, Lepidoptera, Crambidae.